Molecule: messenger RNA, 1005 nt
Organism: Oikopleura dioica
Lineage: Eukaryota; Metazoa; Chordata; Appendicularia; Copelata; Oikopleuridae
Source: the annotation of a GenBank genome assembly
AUGAAUCUUAGCUACGAGCGACUACAGUAUCUGCGAAAAAUACCAAACUGGAUCGAGGUCGCACUGUAUAUUUCAACCAUUAUUUUUGUGAUUAAUAUUGAUUCUGAAUACAAUUUGGUUGAAACCUGGCAGUGGAAAUGCGGAGUCGUUGUGAUUUGGCUCGCUUGGAUCGUGUUUUUCAUCAAAUUAAUGAAUAUUCCGAAAAUGGGUUAUUACUUGAUCAUGAUGGGAAAAGUAACGAUGACCUGGAUUUAUUUCGGAAUGGUCUUCCUUGUUUUCAUCUUCGCUUUCACCAUCAUUCUCUACCUCCUCUUCAUGAACCACGCGAGUUUCCACACCCUCUUCCUCUCCCUGAUGAGCACUAUCUUCAUGUUGAUUCUUUCCUACAACUGGUCAGCAGUAGUAAAGCCACCUUGCGACCCAUACAACAACACUCAAAUCACUGAGGGUCCGGAAGCAGAAUGCUUUGAUUACCACGGAAUGUCGGCAGGAUAUCAAAUUGGAAUGCUGAUUAUUGCCACGAUGGUGAUCGCCAUGCCGAUCGUUAUAGUCAAUAUGCUGAUCGCCCUGUCCGUCGACGACGUAUGCGCGGUAAGCCAAGAAGCCAAUUUGAAGAAAAUCGCCAUUCGCGUCCGACAAUCGCUGAGCUCUAUCUACAAGCUGCCGAACAAAUAUCGAGUCGAUACGAUGAAUGUACCCGCGAUAAAGUUCAUUUUGAAUCCAAAAUACUACCGUUCCUGGUGGGACAAAGUGUUGAACAACGAAAUUAAACUUGAAGAAUUGGAGCAAAAAUCUGUCGUGGUAGAGCUUUAUGAAGAAGUGAAUGAUCGGUCAACGACGGUAGAAUCGCAUAUUUCUGAUUUGUCAACAAAAAUAAGUAAUUUGACAGAAAAACUGGACGAUCAAGAUGACAGAUUCAAGUCCUUGUUCACUCGACUGAACAACGGGAUUGAGAAACAACGCCCUGGAGCUGGCAGAAGACAACGCUUUUUGACGCAUACAUAG